Messenger RNA from Anopheles marshallii, 609 nucleotides. It is a transcript of the gene DENR, whose product is annotated as density-regulated protein homolog. Lineage: Eukaryota; Metazoa; Arthropoda; Insecta; Diptera; Culicidae. The record is from RefSeq and is a predicted model, not a curated record. The transcript has a single exon. Gene Ontology annotation, biological process: formation of translation preinitiation complex; translation reinitiation. The coding region runs from base 7 to 609 and encodes 200 amino acids. Gene Ontology annotation, molecular function: translation initiation factor activity; mRNA binding.
ACAGUCAUGACAACGGAAGUGCCAGAGCGGUUAAUCAUUGGUCCGAAGGCAGGUGUAACCUACCCGCUAACGGUGGCUUACUGCGGCAACUGCUCCAUGCCGCUCGAGUAUUGUGAAUACUAUCCGGACUAUGAAAAAUGCAAACAGUGGCUCGAAAAAAAUCUGCCGGGCGAGUUCGAACGGAUGAAGAUGGGCGCGGUCGGUACCGGAGAUGGAGGCAGUAGUGCCGGAACGGGAUCCACCACCAAUCCCGCAACCGAGCCGGCCGAUACUGACGAGGGAAAGAAACCACAGAAACGGGGCGGUAAAGGUAUUAUGAAGACCAAAAAGGCAAAGGACGACGUACCGAAGAAGGUGUGCCUGUCGCGGUCCGCGCGAGGCAAACGAAAGUCCGUCACCGUGGUCACCGGACUGGCGACGUUCGAUAUCGAUCUGAAGCUUGCGGCCAAGUUCUUCGGUACCAAGUUUGCGUGCGGUUCGUCCGUCACCGGAGAUGACGAGAUUGUAAUUCAGGGCGACGUCAAGGAUGAGCUGUUUGAUAUCAUCCCGGAAAAGUGGCCCGAAAUCGAUGAGGAUUUCAUUGACGAUCUCGGCGACCAGAAGCGUUAA